Pectinophora gossypiella (pink bollworm) is the source of this 1824-nucleotide messenger RNA. RefSeq names its product sarcoplasmic reticulum histidine-rich calcium-binding protein-like. The transcript has 3 exons. The record is from RefSeq and is a predicted model, not a curated record. Lineage: Eukaryota; Metazoa; Arthropoda; Insecta; Lepidoptera; Gelechiidae. Gene Ontology annotation, molecular function: chitin binding. Bases 64 to 1680 code for a protein of 538 amino acids. Gene Ontology annotation, cellular component: extracellular region.
AGUUCUCGACCUGAGGAAGUUACUUUAGCCGCGGAUCGCGUUGGAGAAACUAGAGCGAUCGACAUGAACACGUUAUGGGUGUUAUGCAGCGCGGCCAUCUUGGCCGGCGCCUCCGCCCUCUCAAUCCCGUUGAGGCAGAACCCGGAGACCCUGUGUACCGGCCAAGCCAACUUCCUCCGCAUCGCCAGCGCGGACUCCUGUGCCCACUACUACCAGUGCUACAGCGGCAACGCCUACCUCAUGCAGUGUCCUGACGAGACCUGGUUCAAUGAGCUAGAGCAGGUUUGCGACUGGUCGGAACCCCCAGCAAGGUGCCGCACCGAAGAAGUAGAACCAGAGCCUGAACCUGAACCAGAAACCCAACCGGAGCCAGAACCAGAACCCGAACCGGAGCCUGAGCCUGAGCCUGAGCCUGAGCCUGAGCCAGAACCAGAACCCGAACCCGAACCCGAACCCGAACCUGAGCCAGAACCUGAACCAGAACCAGAACCCGAACCCGAAUCAGUGCCUGAAGACGCUGUCGAAGAGACAGAAGAAUCGGUAGAAGAAGGAGAAGAGAACGAAGAUAACGAUGAUGAUGAAAGCGAAAACGAGGUAACUAGACGUCGCCGACAUAAACAUGACCACGAUCAUGCGGGACAUCAUCAUGGUCACGAAGACCACGAAGGCCAUGACCACCAUCAUGACCAUGAACACCGGCACCAUGAGCAUGAACAUGAUCAUGACCACGAUCAUGACCACGAUCAUGACGACGAUCAUGACCACGAUCAUGACCAUAGCCACGACGACCACGAUCAUGACCAUAGCCACGACAACCACGAUCAUGACCAUAGCCACGACGACCACGAUCAUGACCAUAGCCACGACGACCACGAUCAUGACCAUAGCCACGACGACCACGAUCAUGAUCACAGCCAUGACGACCACGAUCACGACCAUGACCACGAUCACGAUCAUGAACAUGACCACCAUGAUCACGACCAUGACCACGAUCACGAUCAUGAACAUGACCACCAUGAUCACGACCAUGAACAUAGCCACGAUCACGAUCAUGACCAUGACCACAAUCACAGCGAAGAAACUACUACAGAAAAUAUUGUCAAUGACGAUGAACAAGAUGAUGUCGUUGUAAAAUACGUAAAAUUGGUCAAACAGGAAGCUGAAGAUGAACAAAAUGAUGACAAUGAAGACGCAGAUAUUGCUGAUGUCGUACCAUUCAAACAAGAUGAAACAGAAAAUGAAGAGGCUGAUGAAAUUGAGAUUGAGGAAGAAGCAAGAAAGAUAAAACAAGAAGAAGUCGAUGAAGAGACAGAUGAGGAAGGUGAAGCAGAUUUAAAACAAGAAGAAGUCCAGGAAGAUGAGGAAGAACAAGUUGAGGAAGUAUCAAAGAAAUUAAAACAAGAACAAGAAGACACUGAAACAGAAGAUGCUGAUAUUGAAGAAGAUGAAGAGGAAGAAAAUAAGUUAAAACAGGAAGAAACCGAUGAAGAAGCAGAUGAGCAAGCCGAGGAUGUUGACGCAGAAGUUAAACAAGAAGUUCAGGAAGAUGCGGAAGAACAGGUUGAAGAAGAAGAAUCAAAGAAACUGAAACAAGAAACUUCUGAACCAGAAGAGGAGGAAGUUGAAAAUGAAGGCGCCGCAAAGCGUUUUUUCAAAAAGCUGUUCAGAAUGACAGCUUAAACAAUGACGUGUUCUAGAGCAAUCCGCUAGGAAUGCAUUCUUGAAAUGUAGUUGUUUUAAGUUAUUUAUUUUAAAUAAGAUCACUUUGUGCAAUUUUGUAAAUAAGUAUGUGAAUUUGAGUGAGUACAAACUAUGCCUGAACAA